This is a messenger RNA of Effrenium voratum, 789 nucleotides long. The record is from the annotation of a GenBank genome assembly. Lineage: Eukaryota; Dinophyceae; Suessiales; Symbiodiniaceae.
AUGGCGACGGCGGCGGAUGCGGAACUGGAUGAGCUGGACAAGAUCCUCAAUACCGAGGUGGAGGCCGACGCACGGCAUGCGGAGAUCCUGCUGAAGGCGUUUGGGUUCAACGGCAAGACGAAGGGCGUGGACAUGCCCGAGGACAAGCAGGUCGCGAAGGACAUGGUCAUUGAGUCGCUGGUGAUGAGGAUGGCCUACACAGGCCUGGCCUGGGACACCGAGAAUGACUGGCUGAGGUUGAAGAGAGCGGUGCGCUACUUGGUGAAGCACCCGUACCUGAAGAAAGUUUUCUACGAGCAGGACUUGGCGGUGCCGCAGAUUGUGGCGUGGUCCGGUGAUCCUGUGACAAGGAGGAGCACGACGGGAACGGUGGUGAAGAAUGGCGAGCACACUCUGAUGGUGAAGGCCACGACGCAGAAGGUGGUGGCCCUGUGUUCGACGGAGGCGGAGUACUAUGGGAUGUGCAGGACUGCCACGCUGGGUGAGUUCAUGAGGGGCGUGGCCGAGUUCUGGACGGGUGAGACAAAGCCCUUGACCUUGAAGGUCGACAGCAGCGCAGCGAAAGCGAUGGCCGAGAGGCGCGGAGUGGGGCGCACAAGGCAUGUGCAAGCCAGGUUCCUCUGGCUCCAGAUGAGGGUGGUGGAGAGGAACGUCGACAAGGUGAAGGGCACGAUCAAUGACGCGGACUUGGUGACAAAUGUCCAACCUGGGACUGCAAUUCGCAGUCAUCUUGAGCGCCUCGGCUACGAAGCAGCCGAGCGCCGGGGCCACAAAGGCCUGACGUUUUGA